This is a messenger RNA of Esox lucius (northern pike), 909 nucleotides long. RefSeq names its product polyubiquitin-like. Gene Ontology annotation, biological process: protein ubiquitination; modification-dependent protein catabolic process. The record is from RefSeq and is marked provisional. Gene Ontology annotation, cellular component: cytoplasm; nucleus. NCBI's taxonomy places the organism in Eukaryota, Metazoa, Chordata, Actinopteri, Esociformes, Esocidae. Gene Ontology annotation, molecular function: protein tag activity; ubiquitin protein ligase binding.
GGAAGUUGUUUUUGUCAACGGAUUUGCGAAACAUCUUUAACACCAACUUGCUAUUACAAAAAAUACUUUUUGACAAUACUGAUACGAUAUCAUGGAACUCACUAUAACACUUUUGAACGGGGAAUCAGUACCCCUGACGGUUCCGCUACACACUACGGUGGGGUCUCUCAAGAGCCUAAUCCACCAAACAUUAGGAGUGGCGACGUCAACUCAAAGAUUGUCUGGUGUCAAUGGGAACAACAUCAGUCUCAACGAUGAUUCAAAAACAUUAAUCGACUAUGGUCUGAAUUCAGGAUCUAAAGUGAUGGUGCUGAUUACUAAUCCUAUCCAAGUGUUUCUAAAAAACGACAAGGGCCAGAUGCAUACGUACGAUGUGGUGCCGAAUGAGACUGUAACCCAGUUUAAAGCCAAGGUGGAAAACAAGGAGAAAGUCCCUGCCAACCAACAGAUGCUAAUUCACCAGGGUAGGCAGCUAGAAGAUGGCAAGAAACUGGAGGACUACGGCAUCGGAAAUCACAGCACAAUCCAACUGUCGCUCCGUCUAAGGGGAGGCUGAAGAAACCCUGCAUCUAUAUGAAACACUAUGAUUACAUUGUUAUGCAUUCCAUAGACAAUUAGUGCACAAAGGUAAUCGCUUGAUGUUUUUUUUCAGUUAUAAAGAUUAAGCAUGGUUGAUGUAAACGUACGUUAAAAUUAUGAAUAUUUUUCUAAAUUAAUAAACAAGUUUAUUUAAAAAGGAAAGAUAAAGCAUUAGAUCGCAAAACAUGCAUAACCCAAUGUUUCUACUUUAAACAGUUUAGACUUAACUACUCAUUUAAAUUGUUGUGUUGUUAGUUCAAAGGGAAAAUUACUUUUUCUGACUCAUCGUAGAAGGAAGAACGUCGUAUUCUGUUCUUUUGUCACUAUAAG